Molecule: messenger RNA, 3738 nt
Organism: Corythoichthys intestinalis (scribbled pipefish)
Lineage: Eukaryota; Metazoa; Chordata; Actinopteri; Syngnathiformes; Syngnathidae
Gene: meis2a
Product: Meis homeobox 2a
Exons: 13
Coding region: 853-2070 (405 amino acids)
Biological process (GO): eye development; embryonic pattern specification; positive regulation of transcription by RNA polymerase II
Molecular function (GO): RNA polymerase II cis-regulatory region sequence-specific DNA binding; DNA-binding transcription activator activity, RNA polymerase II-specific
Source: RefSeq, a predicted model, not a curated record
CAUUAGGAGGAAGAGUGGGUCUCUCCUCUCUCUCGCGUGGGAGAGCUGUUCGCCUUGCCUUGCCGCACCACCACUGGCUGGGGCCAGCACGCCACUUCCGGGAUCCGUCAUUGCGCUCGCCCACCGCUCGGUGCGCUCACUCAGUGUGUUCGGAGGACGCGAGCCGGCCGCCAAGCUGACAACACUCGCUGACACUCAUUCACUCACCAGCCAGCUACCAAGCCAGCCAGACAGACAGCCAGCCGGCAAGCACCAACCAACGGACUUAGAAAGUCAUUUCUUUUUUAUUGUUUCCAUUUUUUUUUACCCUCCUCCCUCGCCGUCCGCUUGUGCAAAAAGUCCACAGUGGGGCGAAGCAGACAUUUAAAGGAGACAGAGCGGAGAGGACUUACGGGGGGAGGACACCGGACUAUCGCGCACGGCACCCGAAAAACACAAGAAGAGAGAGAGAGGGAGUGAGAGAGAGGGAAAACUUGAACAUCAUCGCCGAGCGUCAUUCAUUCAUUACCUUGACAACCUCUGGCUUUGAUUGACAGCCGGAGUGGCAAAAAGCCAUGAUAGACGCGACAGUUGACUUUACGCGCCGCUCGUUGAUGGGCCCAUUGUAACUCUUUUUUUCCCCCCUUUAUUUUUUGAUACUUUCUGAAAAUUAUUAUUCUUGGGAGGACAAUCCGAUGCGACGAUUGCUACUCAAUCAGGCUGGCGAAUAGCAAAAUUCGCCCAAACUGAACAAAAACUUAGUGGAGAGAAGAAAGAGCUGGGAUUUUUUUUUCCACGCGGACGAGUGGGAUAUUUAAUAUUACCCCCUAAAAAAUAUCAGCACGGCUCAUUAAAGGAGUUUAUCCGAGCCUGAUGGCGCAGAGGUACGACGAGCUGGCCCACUACGGGGGCAUGGACGGCGUAUCGGCGUCCAUGUACGGGGACCCGCACGCACCCCGGCCGCUCCCGCAGGUCCACCACCUCAACCACGGACCGCCGCUGCACGCCAGCCAGCACUACGGAGCCCACGCUCCCCACCCCAACGUCAUGCCCACCAGCAUGGGCUCGGCCGUCAACGACGUCCUAAAGAGGGAUAAGGACCAGAUUUAUGGGCAUCCCCUCUUUCCGCUGCUCGCUCUGGUCUUCGAGAAGUGCGAACUGGCGACGUGCACGCCGAGGGAACCCGGAGUGGCCGGGGGAGACGUGUGCUCCUCGGACUCUUUCAAUGAGGACAUCGCGGUGUUCGCCAAACAGGUCCGAGCGGAAAAACCUUUAUUUUCAUCAAAUCCAGAGUUGGACAAUUUGAUGAUACAAGCCAUACAAGUAUUACGGUUUCAUCUCUUGGAAUUAGAAAAGGUGCACGAGCUUUGCGACAAUUUCUGCCAUCGGUACAUCAGCUGUUUAAAAGGAAAAAUGCCAAUAGAUUUAGUGAUCGACGAGCGGGAUGGAAGUUCCAAAUCGGACCAUGAAGAACUGUCAGGCUCGUCGACAAACCUCGCGGAUCAUAAUCCGUCGUCCUGGAGAGACCAUGACGAUGCCACGUCCACGCACUCGGCAGGCACGCCGGGGCCGUCCAGCGGUGGUCAUGCAUCGCAGAGUGGCGACAACAGCAGCGAACAAGGCUUUAUUUUCCGCCCAGGAGAUGGUUUAGACAACAGCGUGGCAUCGCCCGGCACAGGGGACGACGACGACCCAGACAAGGACAAGAAGAGGCAGAAGAAACGCGGCAUUUUCCCCAAGGUGGCAACCAACAUCAUGAGGGCGUGGCUGUUCCAGCAUCUCACUCACCCGUACCCGUCUGAAGAGCAGAAGAAGCAGCUAGCCCAAGAUACGGGACUCACCAUCUUACAAGUAAACAACUGGUUCAUUAAUGCCAGGAGAAGAAUAGUACAGCCCAUGAUUGACCAGUCGAAUCGAGCAGGUUUUCUUCUUGAUCCUUCAGUGAGCCAAGGAGCAGCGUACAGUCCCGAGGGCCAGCCCAUGGGCAGCUUCGUGCUGGACGGGCAGCAGCACAUGGGGAUCCGGCCGGGUGGGCCUAUGAGUGGAAUGGGGAUGAAUAUGGGCAUGGAUGGGCAAUGGCACUACAUGUAACCUCCAUCUUGUAAAGCAAAAACGCAAAGAAAAAGGGGGAAGUCUGCCAGGCGUGCCGGUCGACUACGUACCUCAGAGCGGUCCUAUGGGCGUGAGCAUGGCCCCUUUCAGCAACCCCCAUCAGAUGACCUCCUACCCAGACCAGCUGCGUCACGUGGCCCCUCCUCAACACUUGUACCCCCACCACCCUCACCACCACGCCAUGCUGAUGCACGGAGGACCCACCUCGCCCCACCCGGGGAUGUCUGCGCAGAGACCCCCCUUGCUCACGCCCAUGGACCCCGCCACUGCAGGAGCGGGCCUGGACAUCCACGCCUGACAGUCAGAAGGGAAACUUUUUUCGGCGUCCGCCGCAGCCACUUUUUGAAUAAAAGAGAGAAAAAAAAAGCCGUGGCGCCAUUUUUUCAGACUUCUUUUUUAAGAGUAACAAUCGAAAAAGCCUUUGGAGCAGAACUGAAGAAUUCCAGACAAAACUGUGAUAACCACAACUCUUUUUUUGUUUAUUUGUUUUCUAACGUUUGUUACAUUUUCACCCGAGCGGAGGACCAAGUUGACUUUGUAAAGUCUUGGGCUUUAAAAAAAUGACUCAAAACACUCACAGAAAGGAACAUCACUCUGGAAGACUUUAAAAAGGAAAAAACAAACUCCAAGAGUUAUAACUACUGUAGUAUAAUUAAAAAGUAUAUAGGUAAAUAAGUUAAAACUUGUUGUUUUUUGGAUCACUUUUUAAGUUUUUAGGAUUAAACCCUUUUCGGAGGACUCACAGCACUACGUCAACAAAGAAGAUGGAACAUCUCAAAAGGCUUCAACAGGGGCCACCAGGUCCUAAACACCCCCCUCAAGGCAUGAUGGGAAAAGGCUGCUAGAUGACACCCUUGAAGAUUUGUCAUGCUCACCCCCUUUUUUUUUAAACUCUAAAGGCUCUUGAAUGAAUGUUUUUUAAAGGAAAACAAACAUUGUUUAAAAUUGCCCAAGCACUGGAUUGUGUUGUUUUAUUAUUUUUGUUUUUUUAAUACUUUUUUUUUUCUACUUCGGGACUCUCAUUCUUGACGAGCCGAGCGAAGGAAGAAGCUCCACGGUGUAGGGGGAAGAAAAGCAAUCACACACCAACACACGGACACAUAUGUUGAUUGUGCAGCACUGGAGAAGCUACCGAUGCAACCCCUGAUAAAACAAAAUGAAAAAAAAAAAACACUUAAAUUAUGAACUGAAUGCUUUUUGGGGGGGCUUCACAACACACAUACUUAAAAAAAAAGAAUAAAAGAAAAGCUGAGAGACUAUUGUAACAAACUUCGUACAGAGUUCAAGUCUAUUAAUUGUUUCCUGUUAGAUAUUCUAUGUGUUUACCUCAAUUGAAAAAGAAUGUUUUUUGCUAGUUUCAGAUCUGCUGUGGCAUUGAUAUUGUAUAUGUCCAUGAAUUCCUUCCUCUUCUGUUGGUUUAUUUUGUUUGUUUUUGUUUUGUUUGUUUUCUCAGCACGUGUUUCUCGCUAGAAGAGAAGAUGCCGUCUCCCUUAAAAGCUUUGUCAAAAAUGGAAAAAAAACAAAAACAAACAAAACAUAACGAAAAAAAUGAAAAACUUCACAAAAAAAUACCUGUAUGAGGACUGUGACGUAUUGUUUUAAAAGGUGUUCAGUCACAAAAUGCUGUAAUAAAUAUUUCAUUUUUGA